ACCGGCUCAGAGCCUAGAGUUACAGGAUUAGUGAGAGAGCUCUCAAGUACUUAAAUCACCUCACUGGGGACUGGUCCAAAAGCUAGGAUUCAAGGACGCAAUUAUACGAAGAAGCAUGGGCGCUGCCACGGUGACUGAUCUCAAGCGCGGUAUUGUGUUGAAAAGGUCCAUCCGUUGGGCUCCUUCGACAAUGCAGAAGACCAGUGACUGGCUCCUCACAGAUGUUCCAAGUGAUCUCACGGUGGAGGUGGGGAGUAAAAACUUUUCUCUCCAUAAGUUCCCCCUUGCAUCACAAAGUGGACGCAUCCGUAAGCUACUAGCUCAACCAAAGGAUGUAAAAAUAACUAAAAUCAAUCUCUCAGAUAUACCUGGUGGACCAGAAGCUUUUGAGCAUGCUGCAAAGUUUUGCUAUGGAGUGAGCCUAGAGAUCACGGCCUCUAAUGUGGCUAUGCUUAGAUGUGCAGCUGAUUAUCUCGAGAUGACAGAAGAGUAUGGACAAGGAAGCUUAGAAUCAAGAACAGAGAGGCAUUUGAAUGAAAUCGUGAUACCAAGCAUUCCCCUUUCAGUUACAGUCCUUCAUCGAUGCGAAACCUUAAUUCCAUCGGCAGAAGAGACUAAGAUUAUUUGCAGGUGCAUUAAUGCCAUUGCUUCCAAUGCUUGCAAAGAGCAACUCAGUUCGGGACUAUCCAAGCUUGAACACAGUGGCUCUACUAAAGCAACCAGUGAGACCCAAUUAGGUUUUGGUCCCAACCAACCCGAUUGGUGGGGCAAAAGCCUCAUCGUACUCAACAUGGACCUAUUCCAAAGAGUUUUAGGUGCAAUGAAGUCUAAAGGCCUAAAGCAAGAUAUCAUAAGUCGGAUCCUCAUGCAUUAUGCACAUAGCUCUCUACUUAAUCUUACAGCUUCAUACAAGAGUAAAGGAAGGUUCAGCGAAGGAGAGUUGCAGAAGCAAAGAUUAUUGGUAGAAGCCAUUGUUUGUUUAUUGCCAACCCCAUCUAAAAGGAGCACAGUUCCACUCGGCUUUCUAUCUGGGCUGCUUAAGACAUGCCUAGCAGUUGAUGCAUCUCCAUCAUCUAGAGAGGAGCUAGAGAGAAGAAUUGGCAUGCAAUUAGACCAAGCUAUCCUUGAUGAUCUACUCAUACCCAUAAAGUCAAAAGAUGAUAAAACGCCACUUUUUGACACAGAUGCUGUUCAUAGGAUGUUUAUGUAUUUUCUUCAGUUGGUAGAUGAGGAUAGAGAAGGAGAGAGAAUGCAUGAUGGGUCUGAAAGCCCUGGAUCUACUGAGCAGAAUACCAACCUCAAAGUGUCAAAGCUGAUGGACAACUACCUAACAGAGGUUGCAGGAGAUCCAAAUGUAUCUCCUUGCAAAUUCAUCCCUCUAGCUGAGCUUCUCCCCGACCAUGUACGCCUAGUAUACGACGGACUCUAUCGUGCAAUCGACAUCUUCCUCAAGGUACACCCCAGCAUUAAGGAGUCUGAACGCUACAAGCUGUGCAAAAACAUUGACUGCCAGAAGCUCUCCCCUGAGGCUUGCAGCCAUGCAGCUCAGAAUGAGCGCCUCCCUGUGCAGAUGGCAGUUCAAAUUCUAUACUUUGAGCAGCUAAGGCUCAGAAAUGAAAUGCAAGUAGGCCAUGAUCACCACUUUGGAUCAUUCCACUCUUCACAAACUCAAAAGUACAGCGGGGGAUCUCCAAGAGACAGCUAUGCAUCAGUUAGGAGAGAAAACAAAGAGCUUAAGCUUGAGCUAACCAGAAUUAGGAUGCGCCUCAAUGAUUUGGAGAAGGACCAUGUCUCUAUUAGGAAAGAGCUUGUCAAAACAAACCCAGCAAACAAGAUUUUAACUUCCUUCACAAAGAAGUUGAAAAAGCUGAAUGCUCUUCUUUGGGCCAAAGACACCAAGAAGAUAAAUAACACAACGAAGGUCCCUUCUGAUAUCCGUUUCCUAAUUCCAAAGAAAAGGCGUUAAUUGGUUUCUUGAGAGAGAUUAAAGGUUUUAUUGAAUGAGGAACGUUAAAAUAAUAUAGAUAUUGUGGCUUCUAUGUUGUAUUAUCAGUACUCAAAAGGUGGUGUAAAUAUUAUGUUGGAGUGAGAUUAUUGUGCCUGUACUUGUUAUUUGUCAGAUUGAUGGAAAUAAAAUUACCAUGUGGAACUUAUCAA
Molecule: messenger RNA, 2157 nt
Organism: Amborella trichopoda
Lineage: Eukaryota; Viridiplantae; Streptophyta; Magnoliopsida; Amborellales; Amborellaceae
Product: BTB/POZ domain-containing protein At1g03010
Molecular function (GO): protein binding
Source: RefSeq, a predicted model, not a curated record